AUGACCUACAUUGUUGACGAUAAUAAUACGGUCUAAGAAUAUAAAUAGAAAUCAGACUUACUUAAUUUGAUUUAUAACCUCAAAAGUCAUUUAAGAGAGAACCCUUGUAACAAAGUCAAAUUGUUUAUUGUUCAAAAGGAACGAAAGAUUGGAGAUAUGGAUGACAGUGAUUUGGAUCUGCACAAAAAAUGUAAGAAGUAGUUAAAAGAUCUGACUGAGAAGUUAACAAAAAGAGAUCAAUUAAUACAGGAUUAAACAUCAUCUUACAUGAAGGAAAUUCAAAAUCUAACCGAAUAAAUUUACAGACUAAACCACGCAUAACUCAAUAAUGAGAAUAUAUUAAUUGAUAGAAAUUUAAUAAAAGAUUAAGCUACUUUGGAUAUCAUAAACAAGAACCUCGAAAAGGUUUCUCACAACUAUGAAAAUAAGAUUAAGCAUUUAAACAUCAUUAUCGAAGCCUAAAAAAGAGAGUUAGUAAUGACAAAACAGGCACUGAAAGAUUUCAAAUAAAAACACGAACAUCAUCAAUCAGCAGAGUACUUGGUCAGAAAAAUAGCUUAGCUUGAAAAAGAUCCAUACAAAAUUUGGAAAUACUUCUAAGAAAAUCAUGGCAACUCAUUUAUUUUAUCUGUAUUCAAACAUCAAAAACAGGGUUAUGGCAUUAAUUAUAAAGAAAUUGAUCAGAUUCUCUCUUAAUCCAAAAUAAUAGAAAGAGAAUUGUAAAUCUAUUAAUAAUUGAUUGAAACCUCUCUCACUUUAUUUAUGGAGAAACUCACCUAAGAUCAGAAAAAGAUUAAGGAAACCUACUCACAAAAGGAAACAGAAUUGACAUCCCAAAUAGCUCUGUAACACAAGAUUCAAAAUGAUCUAGAGACUAAUUAUCAAAAAAUCAUUUCUUUUUUGCUCACCCAAAAUAAAAACAGCUUAUUGCAUGCUGCCAUCCUUGUAUGGAGGAAUCAAACUCAAAUAAGCAAAUCAAUUACUGCUAAUCCAAAAUAAGCAUCUUCAAUUUCAGAUUUCUUAUAGAGUAUGUAGAAACUCAAAGUUAACUAUGAAAAUUUAGAAUAUUCUUCAAUAUAUCAUAAUUAAUUUAUUUAAUUGCAAUCAAAGAUAACUUGGUUACAGAAAUUGCUAUUGAAUUAUUAAUAGAGUAUAUAGAAGUAAUAGUUUUCGAAGGAUUUGUUAGAAAAUUAGUUAAAAUUGUUAUAAUAGAAAGUUGCAGUCAAUAAUUAAAACGAGAAGUAAAAUGAAUCCGAUAAAAAGAAGUAAAACUAACCCAAUUUUGAGUUUGAGAAAGAGAUGGAAGUCAAGUAGAAAUAAUAGGAUUUAGAAUAAAAUCUUCAUCACUAAUUUGUUCAAGAGGCAAGAAAUUCUGAUUAAUACACAUAGACAGAGGAAUAUUUUGUGCCAUAAUAUAAGCAAUUUCUGACGCCUCCUAAGGUUAUAAUGUAGAAUGAAUUGAUUCAAAAUUAAUUAGAAAACAAUAUUAAGGGAUAAAGUGAGGUUUAAAUAUUUGAUAUUGAACAACCAGAUGUUAAAAAGUAGACCAAAACUUCGAUUAGACAAUCUUAUAAAUAAUUUGAGUCAUGUAAGCCAAAGACUCCAUGCAAUAAGACAUAUUCAGCAUUUAACACAUCUUUAGAAUCUAACAUUAUUGAAUUGAAACCUAAAAUAGUGUCAGAUCAAAAAGAGUAUAAUGUCAUCAGAAGAAAAUCUGAGUGUAAAACUGAAGUUAAGCCAGUCCCUUUUCAAACGCCCUCUAAGAGAUAUUAAAAGGUUGACUUACUUAAGUAGGUUGAAUUGUUAAGCUAAUUGUAAUUGCAAUUAAAGGAGUGUGGUACUCCAUAAGAGAAAAAUUAAAUGAGCUCAUCCCAAAGGCAGGAGAGAGGAUUUAGGACUUCAGUUAGACGCAAACCAAAUUUGAGCAUAACUUUUGAGCAAUUUCAUAAUGAAAUGAAUGUGGACCCAUUAGAAAUGUUUUCAUCUACGUAGCGAUAGAAUAAGAUAAAAAGACUUUCCACCAAAGAUUGCGAAUAUUUGGUUUUGUGA
Paramecium tetraurelia is the source of this 2049-nucleotide messenger RNA. RefSeq lists its product as uncharacterized. The record is from RefSeq and is a predicted model, not a curated record. Lineage: Eukaryota; Ciliophora; Oligohymenophorea; Peniculida; Parameciidae. The transcript has 2 exons.